AUGCAAUUCUCUACUGUCGCUUCCGUUGCUUUCGUCGCUUUGGCUAACUUUGUUGCCGCUGAAUCCGCUGCCGCCAUUUCUCAAAUCACUGACGGUCAAAUCCAAGCUACUACCACUGCUACCACCGAAGCUACCACCACUGCUGCCCCAUCUUCCACCGUUGAAACUGUUUCUCCAUCCAGCACCGAAACUAUCUCUCAACAAACUGAAAAUGGUGCUGCUAAGGCCGCUGUCGGUAUGGGUGCCGGUGCUCUAGCUGCUGCUGCUAUGUUGUUAUAA
Saccharomyces cerevisiae S288C is the source of this 279-nucleotide messenger RNA. RefSeq names its product Cwp2p (gene CWP2). The transcript has a single exon. The record is from RefSeq and is marked reviewed. Gene Ontology annotation, molecular function: structural constituent of cell wall. The coding region runs from base 1 to 279 and encodes 92 amino acids. NCBI's taxonomy places the organism in Eukaryota, Fungi, Ascomycota, Saccharomycetes, Saccharomycetales, Saccharomycetaceae. Gene Ontology annotation, cellular component: membrane.